GCAAAAAAGUGAUCGCUAAAAGAUAUGUUGCGAUUGACCACGAAACUAUGUUUCAUGCUAGCGUUGAUCUAGUCACAGUAAACAACCUCCCCUAUAGUUGUUUCGAAUGGCCUGCUUUCCGGAAGGUUUGGGGUGCGUGUUGUGAUGCACUAGGCAUAGUUAUAAAUCGCGAGAACAUUAAAACACACGUCCGAGCGGUUGUGUCACGUGUAGUGGAUAGUCUCGCCAACGAAAUGCGCGAGAAACUUAUAUGUUUGAAGGUGGAUUCCGCUGUACGUUAUAACAGGCAUGUACUAGGAGUGAAUGCCCAAUACGAGCUGGACGGUAUAAUGGUGUGUCGUACCUUGGCAAUGCUAGAAGUCAACGAAAGCCAGACCGCCAAAUUCAUUAAAAACAGAAUCCUAGAUGUGUUAAAACGCUACAAAUUAAAGUUGGAACAGAUUUUUCGAUUACAACCGACAAUGGCGCAAAUAUGCUAG
Messenger RNA from Anopheles arabiensis, 479 nucleotides. RefSeq lists its product as uncharacterized. The transcript has 2 exons. Bases 48 to 479 code for a protein of 143 amino acids. Lineage: Eukaryota; Metazoa; Arthropoda; Insecta; Diptera; Culicidae. The record is from RefSeq and is a predicted model, not a curated record.